CCUCUUAGCCUCCCACCAUGACUACGUUAUUAUUUUUCUAACUUCCUACGUCUUCAGAAACUUCCAUUUGAAAAGAAACGCUCCAUCUUCACCCGUUUAAUACCCCCUCCAAAAAAGUAGUAACAGAAAAACCCAUCAGACUUCUUUUUAUUUUCCUCUCUUUCAGUUCUUCCAUCUAGUUGAUUCUUGAUCAGCUAUGGCUUCAAUUUAUAUUAUUGCAACUUUCUCUUUAAUUCUUCUUCUUCUACCAAUAUGGUCCACUGCAAGCAAUGCUCUGCCUCCUAUCUUUUCCCCAAUCCUUGGGAAUGCGUGUAAAGAAAUGAAUUGUGGAAAGGGUACUUGCAAGGCAUCUUCAAAUGCUACUUUUGGAUUCGCAUGUGAAUGUGAACCUGGCUGGAGGCAAACUCGUUCAGAAAACGAUAAUCUUUUCAAGUUUCUUCCUUGUGUAAUUCCCAACUGUACUAUGAACUUCUCCUGUGGAGAGAAGGAGACUCCUGCCCCGGCACCAGAUAAACGCUCUAAUUCAUCGAUCUUUGAACCUUGCCGUUGGGCUGAUUGUGGAGGAGGCUCGUGCAAUAAGACCUCUUCCUUGACAUAUUCUUGCGAUUGCCAAGAGGGUUAUCACAAUUUACUCAAUCAGACUGCUUUCCCUUGCUUCAAAGAAUGUGCUCUUGGAAUGGAUUGUGCUCAGCUGGGGAUUGAUGUAAUGAACAACAACUCGUCUCCUCCUCCUAGUUUGCCUGAUAUAGAGAAUGCGUGUAAAGAAAUGAAUUGUGGAAAAGGUACUUGCAAGGCAUCUUCAAAUUCUACUUUUGGAUUCACAUGUGAAUGUAAACCUGGCUGGACGCAAACUCGUUUAGAAAACGAUAAUUUCUUCAAGUUUCUUCCUUGUGUAGUUCCCAACUGUACUAUGAACUUCUCCUGCGGAGAGAAGGAGGCUCCUACCCCGGCACCAGAUAAACGCUCUAAUUCAUCGAUCUUUGAACCUUGCCAUUGGGCUAAUUGUGGAGGAGGCUCGUGCAAUAAGACCUCUCCCAUGACAUAUUCUUGCGAUUGCCAAGAGGGUUAUUACAAUUUACUCAAUCAGACUGCUUUCCCUUGCUUCAAAACAUGUGCUCUUGGAAUGGAUUGUGCUCAGCUGGGGAUUGAUGUAAUGAACAACAACUCGUCUCCUCCUCCUAGUUUGCCUGAUAACAGCAAAAGUAUAGCUAUUUCGUUUUUUGGUGGUGGCUAUGGCUGGUUGAUCAUCACAGUUGCAUCUAUGGCUGCAGUUUUGUUGAUAUAAUUACACCUGCGUUGAUGAAUAAGCAAAAUAUUUUGCAGCUGGUUUUGGCUUAGGGGUUAUCAUAUUUGUUAAUCCGAUAUGAGUGAUUUAGAUAAUUUUGCUUUGUUAUAUAGGUAGUUAGGAGAUUCCACUUAUGCCAUUGAGCUUUUUGUAUUCCCUGUAUAUAGCAUUCUGGGGUUGAUUAUUUUUGGAUUUGUGAGACAUUACUCAAUUUGAUUGGAAGAUUGAACCAUCUGCACUUCUUAUGGUAUUGUAGUCCUUAAUUUUACUUACAUUUUUUCUAAGGAAAGAGGAGUAAGAAAUUGUUUGUCUA
This is a messenger RNA of Lycium barbarum (goji berry), 1598 nucleotides long. RefSeq lists its product as uncharacterized. The record is from RefSeq and is a predicted model, not a curated record. Lineage: Eukaryota; Viridiplantae; Streptophyta; Magnoliopsida; Solanales; Solanaceae. Bases 197 to 1285 code for a protein of 362 amino acids. The transcript is spliced from 10 exons.